Molecule: messenger RNA, 315 nt
Organism: Fomitopsis serialis
Lineage: Eukaryota; Fungi; Basidiomycota; Agaricomycetes; Polyporales; Fomitopsidaceae
Exons: 1
Source: RefSeq, a predicted model, not a curated record
GAAUAUGACGACCUACGCAUGGACGCGGAGGUAUUACCGGGGAAUGCCAGUUCUCUGGUCCAUCCCUUCCUGUCACUCGUCGUCAACCUGAAUGUGGCCACUCUGGCUCACAGAGACAAGCAGGAUAAAUCACUCUGUGUGGUCUUGGCGGUGGAGAGUUUGAGGGAGGCGAGCUGUGUCUGUACGAGCCCGGCCUGGCCCUUCCUCUUCGAAAUGGCGAUUUCGUCGCAUUUCCUUCAUCGCGCGUUACUCAUUUUAACCUCCACUUUACUGGGCGUCGCGCCUCCAUCGUUCUGCACACGGACAAAGAGAUAG